AUGGAAAAUAAUAACAUUGCUCGUGCUUUGUUUGGGCCAGAAGAAAGUCAGUUGAAGUUGGAUUGGCCAACAAGGCACAAGAUCUGUGUUGGUAUAGCUAGAGGUUUGGCUUACCUCCACGAGGAAUCAAGAUUGAAGGUCGUUCAUAGAGACAUCAAGGCUACUAAUGUGCUGCUUGAUAAAAACCUUACCCCAAAGAUAUCUGACUUUGGAUUGGCCAAGCUUGAUGAAGAGGAUAAUACACACAUUAGCACCCGUAUUGCUGGAACUUAUGGAUAUAUGGCACCCGAAUAUGCAAUGCGGGGUUAUCUGACUGACAAAGCAGAUGUUUAUAGCUUUGGAAUUCUUGUAUUGGAAAUUGCUAGUGGGAGGAACAACACCAGUUACCGUUCAAAGGAAGAAAGCCUUUAUCUUCUUGAUUGG
This is a messenger RNA of Prunus avium (sweet cherry), 423 nucleotides long. The record is from RefSeq and is a predicted model, not a curated record. NCBI's taxonomy places the organism in Eukaryota, Viridiplantae, Streptophyta, Magnoliopsida, Rosales, Rosaceae.